Messenger RNA from Klebsormidium nitens, 819 nucleotides. The record is from the annotation of a GenBank genome assembly. NCBI's taxonomy places the organism in Eukaryota, Viridiplantae, Streptophyta, Klebsormidiophyceae, Klebsormidiales, Klebsormidiaceae.
AUGAAGGGCAAUAUAAGCUGCGGUGCAUGCCAAGGCAAGUUGAUUGCCAAACGUGGCGUCGUCUUGGUUCACCACUUCAGCCACGAGGCAAAGUGCACCGCGUAUGCGAGCAGCUCAGAGCCCAUGACGCCGUGGCACAGCUCCUGGCAGGACCAGUGCCAGCAAGAGCAUGUGCAGGUGGCGGUUCGCCGCACCUUGACCGACGGGAGAAAUGUCCUGUGUAUGGCCGACAUUGUCAAUAAGGAUGGAACCGUGAUCGAGAUCCAGCACAGCAACAUUAGCGCGUCGGACAUGGCAAAGCGAGAAGAGUGUCACUCCGACAUGAUCUGGGUUCUGGACGGCAUUACAGAGCAGAAUGCAGUCGUGCCUCUGUUCACGUGCAAGACCGUCGCUCAGAAACCAUUUGUGGUUAUGGCCGUCGAGCGCAGCCAGCUCAACUUUGCAUUUCGCGCGACAAGGAAGGUCUACUUCGAGACCCCGUACGGGAUCAUCCGGUUACUGCAAAAGUUGGAGAGAGCUACGUUCCUUGGAAAAGUCGUCCGAUACGGCGAGUUCAUGGGACGAUACUUCAACGGCAUCCUUGAGGAGGGGAAGCAGCGAUUGCCAUGUUAUCAAAACCUCAGAUUUGACGGUCUGGUCUACAACCAGACGGACAUGACCGUGGGCCCAGCGAGACAGGCCCCUGCAGUGCCUGAAGUUCCUAAGCGACAUGUCGCCCCUGUACCCUCGCCCCCGAAGCAGCUCAUCACUCCCAAAGUAGUGGAGAGAGAGGUCCCCGUGAGAGAGCGGCAGAUCCCAACGCCUUCACGUGCACCUUAA